Messenger RNA from Chrysoperla carnea, 778 nucleotides. RefSeq names its product polycystic kidney disease 2-like 1 protein. The transcript is spliced from 6 exons. Gene Ontology annotation, cellular component: membrane. Lineage: Eukaryota; Metazoa; Arthropoda; Insecta; Neuroptera; Chrysopidae. Gene Ontology annotation, molecular function: calcium channel activity. Bases 2 to 778 code for a protein of 258 amino acids. The record is from RefSeq and is a predicted model, not a curated record. Gene Ontology annotation, biological process: detection of mechanical stimulus.
UAUGAUGGUAGUUUUUUUUGGUGGAUUUACCUUAAGUGGAAGAGUCCUAUUUGGUCAUAUCGUAAAGAGAUAUUCUACAAUAUUGGAUACAGGCGCUACUUUAAUAAGGAUAUUUGCUGGAGACUUUCAAUAUAAAGAUGUUUGCGAAGCUGAUUGGUUACUGGGACCGAUUUUUUUGGGUGGAUACAUAUUUAUAAUGUAUUUUAUAUUGGCGAAUGUUGCCAUUGCCAUAAUAAACGAAGCAUUUCAAAAAACAAUGUUCAAGCAUAGAACAGAGGAACUUACGACGAAAUCAUUUUUGAAACGCGCUUAUUAUAAUUUGUUUUGCCGAUGUCUAAGAACAGUAAAAAAACCUCAACAAUCGGAAGACACUACAUAUAAUGAAAUAUAUUCAUUACUUAAAAGAUCUAACUUCAAUGACGAAGAGAUUAUUAUGUUUUUAUCCAAAUACGAAAUAUUUCCAGACGUGCCUUUGUGUAGUAAAUACAUGAAAACUGUCAAGAAAAAAUUAGAACUAAUUUCAUUUCAACAAAAAAUACCAGCCACACAAACUACGGUAAUCCAAUCCAUUAAAUACGAAAAAAAUUCAGGUGAAUUUCACGUUCUUACAAAAGAAGAAUACGAAGAUUUACAAGCUCAAUUGAAUCACAUUGAAUUGCUAAUAGACUUAGCAAUCGAACAAAUAACUAAACUCCAUGAAGAAUUAGCACAUGUUCUCACCGAAGGCUCAAAUGAUUAUUCUGCUCAUGCUUCAAUGACUUCAUCAUUGGCUUUUUAA